Molecule: messenger RNA, 1192 nt
Organism: Pseudomassariella vexata
Lineage: Eukaryota; Fungi; Ascomycota; Sordariomycetes; Amphisphaeriales; Pseudomassariaceae
Exons: 1
Coding region: 242-859 (205 amino acids)
Source: RefSeq, a predicted model, not a curated record
UGCAGAUCGCUCUGUCCUCCGUCUUGGCACGGCAUCAAGAGUGGGGCAUUCGGUGCCGAUUUGGAACAUCACAAGAUUGCAAAGGCCGUAAUCAGCCGGCGAAAAUACCGGCAGCCCAGCAACCAUUUUUGGAAUUCCCAAAAAUCAAAUCAGCAACCUCGCUGCCUGAUUUUUGAAGCGGCAGAAUUCCCAUUUUGGAAUUGCAGUUCGCAAUCAGCCACACCGCCUUCUGCCAUUUCCCAUGCAUAAAUACAGGUCUUCCCGCCGCUCGCCCCCAACUUGUCCCAACUUACUUUCCCCUUUUUCAUUCACGUUUCGUCCCCCUCAACUUGUCCAACUUACUUUCCCUGUCUUUAUUCACUUUUACUCCUCCCAAUUGACCUUACAGAUUUUGGAGAGCGUCGGGGCCUUCGGGUCUUGGAGCCAUUCAAAUACUCAUUCGACAAUUCACCCUCACACUUUGAUGCUCGACCUCUGCUUUGGUGUUUUCUUCAGGUUUGCUUGCUUUGGGGAGUUGGCGUUUGGCGUUCCGGCUGUUUUCUUGUUUUUGUUUGGGGUUUGUUUGGGGGCGUUCAGAUGUUUGGAGUUCUGGUUAUUUUCUUGUGUUUGGCUGGAGUUUGGUUGGGGGCGUUCAGGUAUUUGGAGUUCCGGUUGUUUUCUGUGCUUUUCGUGGGCUAGGGGCGUUGCUGGUGUUGGCGUUUUGGCGUUCAGCAAACCAAGUCCUUCUUCACUCCGUGGAGUUGGCAAUUUUGAAACCUUCUCGCCUUUGGCGAUUUACCUUUUUUUUCAUUCCAUGCUUCAGCUUGUCUGGGGCUGCGAAGAAGAAAAUCGAUCUCCAUCAUCAUUCUUGCGCUGGUGAUCCUGUCGUGAUGUCCUCCCAUUGUGCUCUUGUUUUCGCGUCCUCUAUCUUGAUCCUUAUCGUCACUACACCAUUACGUCACCAUAUCUCUAGGUAAACAGACCUGGACCAUUGUAGUCGUGUCUCAUCUGCUCUUGGAGGCGUAUCCUCUCCCCAUGUUCUCCCCAUCGCGAUCCUUGCCGCUCCUCCACUCACGAUAUCUCGGAAGUGAACAAACCUAGCCGGUUGCAGUCAUCUGGCCUUUGAUUUCGAACGCGCGUUUGCCCGCUUCACACGUCUAAAAGAUGAACACAUGGUGCCCGUCUUGGUCCCUCCUCACGAACUGUCAUGACA